Messenger RNA from Pimephales promelas (fathead minnow), 1681 nucleotides. The record is from RefSeq and is a predicted model, not a curated record. Lineage: Eukaryota; Metazoa; Chordata; Actinopteri; Cypriniformes; Leuciscidae.
UAGAAUUCCUUAGAUAUUCCAAGUAAAUGCAAUUUAUGUGUUUGAUUUGAUUACUUGUUUAAGCUGAUGUGCAUGAUGUUCAUUUGUUUGUAUUAGGUUAUAGGCUGGUAAGUUCUGUGCUGUGGUUUAUUUCGGUUACAUGUGGGUCACAUCACGUUCCAGGUUUAUUGCAGCCUUCAUUGGAGCGAGUGGCCAUCGAGGCCCUGCAGCUCUGCACGUUACUCCUGCCGCCUGCCAGUCGCCGCAAACUACAGCUACUCUUGCGAAUGAUCUCGCGCAUGAGCCAGAAUGUGGACAUGCCGCGGCUGCAUGACAUCAUUGGAACGCGGACUCUGUUGGUGCAAACGUUCUCUAGGUGUGUCUUAAGUUGUGAGGAGGUGGGUGACCUGGACGAGCUCUUGGCUACAAGGCUGUUGUCGUUUCUCAUGGAUCACCAUCAGGAAGUCCUGCAGGUGCCUGUGUACCUGCGCAAUGCUGUGGAAGAUCAUAUCAACUAUCUCAAAUCACUGACCACAUGCGUAGGCCCUGGUGUUGCCAUGCCGACAUACUCGUACUGCAGGCAGAUCAGCACUCAGGAGUUUGAAGAGCAGAAACUGUCCGUGUCCCAAGCUGCUCUUGCUGACCUCCUGGAAAAUCUUAUAAAGGACAAGACCAUGUCUGUAAAAGAGAAGAAAAAGAAGCUAAAACUGUUUCAGAAGGAAUAUCCUGACAUCUACUUGAGACGUUUUCCCACAACAGAGAGUGAAGCUCAGCUUUUUGCAGAUAAACCAAAGAUAAAACCUCCAAUGCUGUUAAGCCUCAAGAAACCAAAAACCUUAAGUAUUCGAAACUGAGUACCUCAUGAAUGAAUGAUAUUUUGGGAGACUGAGUUUAAAGACCUUUACCUGAUCUUUUAACAUUGGAUCGCAUCAGUAUAACCUGAACUGUAACUUCAAUUGAAGUGUUGUUUUUAUGUUUCUUGUGGUAUUUCUCUCCCGUGAAGUGACUUUUAAUGGUCUUUUCCCCCAGUUUUAAUACAGAUGUGAGUUUUAAUGUUAUUUAUUUAAGGUGUGUGAUUUGUUGUAAGUUAUUGGGAGCUUUCAGUCAUUCGUAUUGUAGUAGUAAGUACAAAACUCAGAGGACCCACAGCAAAUAAACAUACUGUUUACACAGAGUCUCCUUUAAACAAAAUGAAGAUUUUUAACAUUGUUUAUGUUUCAGUUUUGUCUCUUGUUUUUCUAUUAUCACCUUUUGUGUGUCUGCAGGUGUUUUCAAUAUUCAGGUUGCACAGAAUAUGUUUACUCAGACUUCUAAAGACUAACAACUAUUUUCUGUGUGAUGUGGGAGUUCCUGGCUAUUGAGCUAGUGUGGGCUAAUUUGCACUGUUUUUCAUCUCAAAAUUGGCUAGCAUGUUAUUUCUUUGAUUUUUCCCUUUAGUCUAUAAUGUACUCAUUUGUUAAUUUUGUCUUUUAUCGGUGUGAAUGGAUCAUCUUACACUCAUGUCACUGUACUCAGUUUCAGUUGCUUGUGUAUUAAGAAUGAAAGCCUAAAUUUGGAUAGAGAUUGAUUUAUCUGUGUCACAGUUUGUAUUGAGUUAAUGGGCAUAAGUGAAACAAAUCCAUUGCGUUUUAUGUUAUUGCUUUAAUCUAUCACCCUAAAUACUUUUGUAAUACUGUUCCUGAUCUAUGCAAUAAAGGUUUAA